Messenger RNA from Penaeus indicus, 567 nucleotides. RefSeq names its product neurogenin-1-like. The transcript has a single exon. The coding region runs from base 1 to 567 and encodes 188 amino acids. NCBI's taxonomy places the organism in Eukaryota, Metazoa, Arthropoda, Malacostraca, Decapoda, Penaeidae. The record is from RefSeq and is a predicted model, not a curated record. Gene Ontology annotation, biological process: sensory organ development; axon development; positive regulation of transcription by RNA polymerase II. Gene Ontology annotation, cellular component: nucleus. Gene Ontology annotation, molecular function: E-box binding; protein dimerization activity; DNA-binding transcription factor activity, RNA polymerase II-specific.
AUGAUUGACAGGGCCACGAAUUGUGCGGAACCCUAUCGUCCCUGGGUAGUGAGCGCCCGCCCUGCAUCACGCCCAGCAUUAGUGACUCCGCUCACUAUCGGGGCCCACAGGACGUCCCUAGAUGAGGGUCCAGGCGAUCGCUCCCGAAGCCCCACGCCAGCGACUCCUACACCAAGUUACGUCGUCCCCCACACACAGGAUACCAGUGUUGUUGAAAUGAAGACUUUAGGAAGCUAUGUUGACUCAGAGUACAAUUGCUACCAGAUGACCCCAUCGAAUAUUUUGAGACGGUCAGACGCAGUAAACACAAGCCACCCUUCGAAGAAUGAAAGCUCUGACGUCCGGCCGUGGAGUGUAUCGCUGAAACCGCCCUCUUCGUCGGAGCUUCUGCGGCGAAGGCGGAGACAGGCGGCCAACGCCCGCGAGAGGAAGAGGAUGACGAGCCUGAACGUGGCCUUCGACCGUCUUCGCGCGACAUUACCGCGGGCGUCGCAUCGCCUCUCCAAGCACGACACCCUCCAGAUGGCUCUCUCCUACAUCGCAGAGCUCUGCCAUCUGCUGCACUGA